UUGACGCCCGUCGGACAAGUGGCACCUCCCCAGUUUAAAGUGGUUUUUCAAGGGCAGGGCGAGAGGGAGCGGCCUGUUUGCUGCGCGGCACACUCGGCUCAUGGAACCCACGGCUGCCCAAGGCACCACCUUGGUGGAUUUGCUGCGCGAGGCGGCUGCGGAGGUGAUUGAUGGCGAUGCCAAGCAGGAGCGGUCCGUGGUGCGCAGGACGAGGGAGGCCUUCACCCGCAGGGCACCCCGGUUCAGGCUUGCUGCCAGGUCUGCUUCAGCUGAUAUCAUGCGGUGGAUGCACCGGGGAGGACCAUGGCGAGCGUUUCUCGUCAGCACCCUUGGCAUCGUGGUGUUUGUUUCUCUGGCAGCGCUCGCUACGUUCAUCCUGUUUCUUGUCACUGCCACAGCCAACGCUGUCGCCAUAGGAUUCCUGAUGUCCGUCACUGGAAUAGGAGCUUUCGUGGCGCUCUUCUUCAUGAUGCUCACGGCCGUCUACAUCGGUGCACUUGUAACAGCUGCCGUGGCAAUCUCCUGCAUUGCUCUCUGCACAAUCGGUGCAGCCAUCCUAGUUACAGCUUGGAUCUUGUUCUGGUGGUGCUUGUGGCAAGGAGCGAAAAAAGCGACUGACUUUGUGCGAGGAUCAUUAGCUUUGACAGGUUCGGCCCUUUCGGCAGUUUCAGCAGCGGGACCAACUCAGGUUAUUGCAGUGGAGAAGUGACUUUGGUGUUUCGUGAAAAACAGCUAUGGCUCUUCAUGAUGCCUGCUCCUUCUGUUUCUGCUGAGCAGCAAUAGCAGCUAUCACUUCCUGCU
This is a messenger RNA of Selaginella moellendorffii, 801 nucleotides long. RefSeq lists its product as uncharacterized. The record is from RefSeq and is a predicted model, not a curated record. The transcript is spliced from 3 exons. Bases 101 to 709 code for a protein of 202 amino acids. NCBI's taxonomy places the organism in Eukaryota, Viridiplantae, Streptophyta, Lycopodiopsida, Selaginellales, Selaginellaceae.